This is a messenger RNA of Sinocyclocheilus grahami, 2783 nucleotides long. RefSeq names its product synaptotagmin-2-like. The coding region runs from base 404 to 1705 and encodes 433 amino acids. The transcript has 9 exons. The record is from RefSeq and is a predicted model, not a curated record. NCBI's taxonomy places the organism in Eukaryota, Metazoa, Chordata, Actinopteri, Cypriniformes, Cyprinidae. Gene Ontology annotation, cellular component: dense core granule; plasma membrane; axon. Gene Ontology annotation, biological process: calcium ion-regulated exocytosis of neurotransmitter; synaptic vesicle endocytosis. Gene Ontology annotation, molecular function: calcium-dependent phospholipid binding; clathrin binding; SNARE binding.
AGAGAAACACCAGGGGCUGUGGUGCUGAGCAACUAUUGCAGGGUGUGAGACUAGAAAUGUGUGUGUGUGCAUGAGAGCAUCUCUGCAUCUGUCCCGAUCCGAGCUAUUGUGUGUGUGAGUGUGUGUGUAUGUGUGUGUGAGCGUGGGGGUGCGUAGAGGAAGACAUCAAGGGUGUGUGUGUUUGCACAUGUCUGAUAUUUCCAACACAACCAGAAGAGGAUAAACCAAAAGUCCUGAUUGUUGUCACUUUUAUUUUUUCCCCAAGCUCUCCAAGUGCCCUGCGCACUCUGUGAAGUUUCUUUCCUCAACCCCCCUCUGCAUCACCACCCUCCUCUUGGUGCAGUACAUCUCCAGUGAGCAUACACACGGUACAGAGGGUCCUUGAGUGCUCGAGCCAGAUAUCAUGAAGUGGAACCUCUUCAAAAAGAAGCCAGAAGCCAUGGUGGGCCCGGAGCCCACGGGACUCGGCGUCACCCACCCAUCACACACCAUGACGAUGGCCCCCGCCGUCUCCACACCUGCGGACAACUCCACCGAAUCUGAGGGACCCGUCAACAAGAAUGAUGUCUUUGAGGAAAUCAAAAGCAAGUUCCUCAAUGAGAUCGAUAAAAUCCCAUUGCCUCCGUGGGCGCUCAUCGCCAUCGCUGUUGUGGCCGCCCUCCUCAUCCUCACCUGCUGCUUCUGUAUCAUUAAGAAAUGCUGCUGUAAGAAGAAGAAGAACAAGAAAGGCAAAAAGGGAAAGGACGGCUUCAACAUGAAGGACAUGCAGGGUGGAGAUGAUGAUGAUGAUGAAGAAGGAGAAACUGGUUUGACGGAGGAGGAGAAAGAGGAAGAGGAAAAAGAAGUGGAGAAACUUGGAAAGCUUCAGUAUUCUUUGGAUUACGACUUCCAGGAUAACAAGCUGACAGUGGGAAUCUUGCAAUGUGCCGAUCUGAUUUCCAUGGACUCUGGCGGAACAUCCGACCCUUAUGUUAAAGUGUUCAUCCUACCAGACAAGAAGAAGAAGUUUGACACUAAGGUGCACAAAAAGACCCUCAACCCAGUGUUCAAUGAGUCAUUUGUGUUUAAGAUCCCAUAUGAGGAGCUGGGUGGGAAGACGCUGGUCAUGUCUGUGUACGACUAUGACCGCUUCUCCAAGCACGACAUCAUCGGUGAGGUCAAACUACCCAUGAACACUGUGGAUCUGGGUCAGCCGAUCGAGGAGUGGAAAGACCUGGAUAGUGUUGAGAAAGAGGAGCCGGAGAAGCUUGGUGACAUCUGCAUCUCUCUGCGUUACGUUCCUACUGCGGGCAAACUGACCGUUUGCAUCCUCGAAGCCAAGAACCUGAAGAAGAUGGACGUGGGCGGCCUGUCUGACCCGUAUGUGAAGAUCCAGCUAUUGCAGAACGGCAAGCGUCUAAAGAAGAAGAAGACUACGGUGAAGAAGAACACACUGAACCCGUACUACAAUGAGUCCUUCAGCUUUGAGAUCCCUCUGGAGCAGAUGCAGAAAAUCUUAGUAGCAGUGACGGUCUUCGACUACGAUAAGAUCGGCAAAAACGAUGCCAUAGGGAAGAUCUUCAUUGGCAGCAAAGCCACAGGCACAGCGAUCAAGCACUGGUCUGACAUGUUGGCCAACCCGCGCCGCCCCAUCGCCCAGUGGCAUCCCCUCCAACCGGAGGAAGACAUCGACGGUGCUCUGGCUGCCCUUAAUGCCAAGAAGUAACUUCUCACAUCUCAGCCUGAUUAACCAACUAACUAACCAACCCACCACUGCAUGACACCCCAUACUCAUCUGUAUGUGCUCUGCCCGUUUGUUUCGCAUAAUCACCAACAAAAAUAUUCUAAAGAAUAUACUUGAAAAGAUUAACAAUAUCACAUGUUCGCCACAUAGCAUAAACCAAGGCAAAUAACAUUGUACACCUAAAUAGCGAAAGCAAAACGACCGUAGGAGAAGUAGCCAGCAAGAGUGAUAUUUUACACGUUUUCUACUUUGCAGCCCAAUUUGCCAGCCAACUACACAAUACGCAAAAUACAAAAAUAGUAAAAGCCAACAAUGAAAGUGCACAAAAAAAUGAGCAAACAAACCUGAAGAGACCAUUUUUGCAACUAUUUGCCUACAACUAGUUAACUGGAUUAAAUAUUACAAAAGGCUUUUAUUUCAUUCCAUGAACAGGAAGUUGUUGUUGUUUGUCGGAUAUAUUGGUGAGCUGGAAUUUUGUUCCUAAUCAUAAGUGCAAAUAAGGGUAAGUUUAUGUUGCAAAUGUCUACACAUUUGCACAAUUACAAAGCAAUGAUCACGUUCACUUAAACAUCCCAGGAGAAGAAAGUGGUGGAGGGCAGAUUUGUUUACAUUGUCGAUGGGUAAAUUAGGCCUUUGGGCCAUAAGACACGUCAAAACAUAUUGCAUUUGCAUAUAUGUGCCCAAAAGAAAGAGGAUUCAGGUCUAUGGUUUUGUAAUAGUGCAGUUAGAUAGGACUAUAUUAAUAAAUAGGCUAGUAAUUCAUGAAAUGUUGCAAUAAACAUUCAACACGAAUCAAGCGUGGUUUACAGUCAGUGUAAAGAUAUAGACACUCACAAACGGUCUCUUUUACUGUAAUGCUGCGAUUACAGUGCCAAAUCCAGACGUUCGUGAAUCUCACAUAUAGAAGAUCCCAUCUGGCCGAACCUGACAGGCACUAAAGCUGGCUGUGAAUGUAUCGUGGGAUCGUACAAAUGAAAUUUGCACUCAGUCAGUGUGUCUUUGAGAGCUCACUGUCGUGUUUUCAUGAUCUCGGCCUUUCACAUACAUUUGAAUACCUGGU